CUGUGUUAUUAGUCAUCACAAGUUAACAUAUUUAAGUUACAUACUUAUAUUAUUCAUCAGUUAGAAUUUGGAAUUCAUUAAAAACGCAUUAUAAUGGAACUAUUCAAUAUUUCAUUGUUAUUUUUUAUUACAUUAUGGCAAUCUACGUUACAACAUAUUUUUUUAAAUAAAUUUUAUGGAAACUAUCAAAAGUCAUUGAAUAUUCAAAAUGAAUUACAUAGCGCGAAAUACAGAUAUGAGAUUAAAACUAUUGAUAUGCCGGUAGAUCAUUUUAGUUUUUCAGUAUUAAAUACAUUUAAAUUACGAUAUCUUAUAAAUGGUACUUGGCAAAAAACAAAUAAUGCACCAAUUUUCUUUUAUACUGGAAAUGAAGGUAACAUAGAAACUUUUGCUCAAAAUACAGGUUUUAUGUGGGAUAUAGCCCCAGAAUUUGGAGCUUUGUUAGUUUUUGCUGAACAUCGUUAUUAUGGAGAAUCUAUGCCUUAUAAUAAUAAAUCAUAUGCAGAUUUAAAUCAUUUAGGAUAUUUAACAUCUCAACAAGCUCUUGCAGAUUAUGUUGAUUUAAUUCAAUAUCUAAAAUCUAAACCAAAAUAUAAAAAUAGUCCUAUAAUAGUUUUUGGUGGUUCAUAUGGUGGUAUGCUUAGUGCAUGGAUACGCAUAAAAUAUCCUCAUAUUGUACAAGGAGCAAUUGCAUCUUCAGCUCCAAUAUUACAAUUUACUGGAAUCACAGAAUGUGAAAGUUUUCUACGUAUAGUUACUUCAGAUUUUAAAAAAGCUCAUUCAAAUUGUCCAAAACUUAUUCGUAAAUCAUGGAAUAUUAUUAUGAAUAUAACAUCAACUAAUGAAGGGAAAAAAUGGUUAUCAGAUAAUUGGAAAUUAUGUCAACCUUUAAAGAAUGAAAAUGAUAUUGAACAAUUAAUAUCUUAUUUGCAAGAUAUUUACACAAAUCUUGCUAUGGUAAAUUAUCCUUAUAAAGCUAAUUUUUUGGCACCAUUACCUGCUUAUCCUAUUAAUGCUGUAUGCAAACACUUAACUAAUGAAUCACUCACAGGAAUAGAAUUAUUAAUAGCAAUAAAAAAUGCAAUUAAUAUAUUCACUAAUUAUACUAGUGAAACAAAAUGUUUAAAUUUAAAUAAUUCUACACCUCAAUUAGAUGCUAUAGGAUGGUCUUUUCAAGCUUGUACAGAAAUGGUGAUGCCAAUAUGUUCAGAUGGAAUAAAUGAUAUGUUUAAACCUCAUACUUGGAAUUUGGAUGAAUAUAGUAAUGAUUGCAUAAAACAAUAUUCAGUAAAACCACAACCAAACUUAAUAUGUGAAAAAUAUGGAUGUAAAGAUUUAUCAACUGCAACAAAUAUUGUUUUUAGUAAUGGUUUAAUGGAUCCAUGGUCUAGUGGUGGAGUAUUACGAAAUUUAUCUUCUUCUGCAAUAGCAAUAAUAAUUCCAGAAAGUGCUCAUCAUCUUGAUUUAAGAAGUAGUAAUCCUAAUGAUCCAUUCAGUGUUGUUUUAGCACGAAAAUAUCAUCGUUUCUUCAUUAAAAAAUGGAUCAAUGAAUAUCAUGAAAUAAAAAAGUGAUCAAUAAAAUAUUUAUAUUGAUACUGUGAUAGAAAAAUUCAAUAAAAGAUAUAUUAAAAAAAAGUGAAUUAAAAAAAAUCAAA
Molecule: messenger RNA, 1655 nt
Organism: Apis mellifera (honey bee)
Lineage: Eukaryota; Metazoa; Arthropoda; Insecta; Hymenoptera; Apidae
Product: lysosomal Pro-X carboxypeptidase
Exons: 7
Coding region: 94-1572 (492 amino acids)
Biological process (GO): proteolysis
Molecular function (GO): dipeptidyl-peptidase activity; serine-type exopeptidase activity
Source: RefSeq, a predicted model, not a curated record